This is a messenger RNA of Neltuma alba, 1487 nucleotides long. RefSeq names its product phosphatase IMPL1, chloroplastic. The transcript is spliced from 10 exons. Gene Ontology annotation, molecular function: inositol monophosphate 1-phosphatase activity. NCBI's taxonomy places the organism in Eukaryota, Viridiplantae, Streptophyta, Magnoliopsida, Fabales, Fabaceae. Bases 158 to 1243 code for a protein of 361 amino acids. Gene Ontology annotation, biological process: phosphatidylinositol phosphate biosynthetic process; signal transduction; inositol metabolic process. The record is from RefSeq and is a predicted model, not a curated record.
UUUCAGUCAAAAAAACUAUUUUUUCAACUGUUCAUUUAAUAUUGUAUAUUGGCAAUGCAUAGUUUUUCAUCGAGUCUCCUUCGUUCUCAUUUCCCACUUCACAAUCUCAAAGCAGAGGUUCACAGCAGAAGAAAGGACGCAUUUUGAACUUACAUCAAUGGUCUUCUCGGCUAGCUUAAACCUUCAACCCGUGUUUUCUGUGGUACCCAGGUCGUCGCUAUGCAUCCGAAACCAAUUUUGUCGGACUUUCCCUCAAGGAUUCGGAAAAUUCCAACGAAAUUGGAGCUCAAUAUCAACGAGACCCCACUUCAUAACAAAAUCUUUGAUGUCUGAAAGGUUUCCGAAAGUGGGUGCCCAAUCAACUGGACCCAUUGAUCCUGCUGAGCUCAUUGAAGUGGUCAAAUCAGCUGCUCAGACUGGUGCUGAGGUUGUGAUGGAUGCUGUCAAUAAGCCACGGAAUAUUACGUAUAAAGGAUUAACUGACUUGGUGACCGAGACAGAUAAAACGAGUGAAGCUGCCAUAUUGCAAGUGGUGAAAAAGCAUUUUAAAGAUCAUCUUAUUCUUGGAGAAGAGGGUGGAGUUAUAGGAGAUUCAGCGUCUGAUUAUCUCUGGUGCAUUGAUCCUUUAGAUGGGACAACAAACUUUGCACACGGCUAUCCUAGCUUUGCAGUGUCUGUUGGAGUUCUCUAUCGAGGGAAUCCUGCAGCUGCUGCUGUGGUUGAGUUUGUAGGAGGUCCUAUGUGUUGGAAUACCCGCACUUUCUCUGCAGCUGCUGGUGGGGGAGCAUUCUGCAACGGACAAAGGAUCCACGUUAGUACAAAUGAUCAGGUGGAGCGAUCUCUUCUGGUUACAGGAUUUGGGUAUGACCACGAUGAUGCAUGGUCUACAAACAUAGAAUUAUUCAAAGAAUUUACUGAUGUCAGCAGGGGAGUUAGGCGACUUGGUGCUGCUGCAGUGGAUAUGUGUCAUGUAGCUUUAGGGAUUGUAGAAGCAUACUGGGAAUAUCGUCUAAAGCCCUGGGACAUGGCUGCUGGCGUGUUGAUGGUUGAAGAAGCUGGUGGGAGAGUUACUCGGAUGGACGGUGGACAAUUUUGCGUAUUCGAUAGAUCUGUUUUGGUUUCCAAUGGUGUGAUCCAUACAAAGCUGCUGGAGAAAAUUGGACCUGCCACAGAGAAAUUAAUAAGCAAAGGGAUUGAUUUUUCAUUGUGGUAUAAACCUGAUGGAUACAGAGCAGAUGUUUAAAGCACCGACAAAUUGCUUUUUCCUAUGGAGACGCCGCCACAAUUUGAGCAUCAAUCGAAUAAAAGCCAUAGAUCAUUUUUCUUUUCUUUUUCUUGUUUCUUUCAUAUCUACGAACCUUCCAGCAUUUUUGUAAAAUUAAUAAUUACUAGUAUGCCUGAAUAAACAUACUUCUGCUCCAAAAGCAAAUAUUUGUGAGAUGUACUGACAUUUGAGUUUCAUAAAAUUUCUGCACAGAUGCAUUGAA